Cuscuta campestris is the source of this 1798-nucleotide messenger RNA. The record is from the annotation of a GenBank genome assembly. Lineage: Eukaryota; Viridiplantae; Streptophyta; Magnoliopsida; Solanales; Convolvulaceae.
AACAGCCCCUAAAUAUAGGGACUACAACCUCUUCUUUACAUCUUAGUUUUUUUAGAUGGACUAAUUUGACAAAAAUAUGGCCGUUGGACCGUUGCUCUAUUUAAACAGACAUCUAUUCCUUUCCCAUUAACGUCUCUCUGUAAAAAAGAAAAAAGAAAAGAAAAGAAAAGCUCGAAUCAGUUCUUCGAGUCCUUCUCCGGCAAGAACAGAAAUGUCAAAUUCAAGAUCAAGCCUUCUUCCAUCUUCUCCGCCAUCAACCACCACCAGCAGCAGCGCCGCGAGCAGCGAUUCCGACGAAAGCCCGCCGUCCCGGCCUUCAUCGGCGGCCGACGAGUGCCGCCAUUUCAAGAAUCAUCCAAGACCACCGCCGCCGGCCGAACCACCGUCGUUGUCGUCGUACAAGUGCCUGGCGGUCUUAUCGGGGCACGCGGGAUCGGUGUCCUGCAUUUCCCUGUGCGGGGAGUUCAUCCUCAGCGCAUCCCAGGGGAAGGACAUCACGGUGUGGCAGCAGCCCGAUCUGCGGCCGUUCGCCAGGUUCGGGCAGGGGGACGGGUCGGUGAAGGCGGUGUUGACGGUGGGGAACAGAGUGUUCACGGCGCACCAGGACAGCAGGAUCAGGGUGUGGAAGGUUUCUUCUUCUUCUUCUUCUCCCUCGUCGGAGUCCGGGAAGGAGGAGGAGAACGCUUUCCGGCUGGUGAACAGUCUUCCGACGAGGAAAGAUUAUCUGGGCAGGUUCUUGAAGCAGAGUAACUAUGUCCAGACCAGAAGGCAUCACAAGAAGCUCUGGAUCGAACACGCCGAUAGCAUCUCUUGUUUGGCUGCUCACAAUGGCUUCCUCUUUUCAGGUUCUUGGGACAAGACGCUCAAGGUGUGGAGGGUAUCCGACUUGAAGUGUCUGGAGUCGAUCAUGGCGCACGACGACGCGAUAAACGCGCUGCAGGUCGCGUCGGACGGGACCCUCUACUCGGCUUCCGCGGACGGGAAGAUCAAAUCCUGGAGAAGAGAAGGAGCCAAACACGCCCUGAAUGGGGUUUUGGAAGGGCACAAAGAUGUUUCAUUGAAUGCAAUGGUGGUGGUUUCAGGUGGUGGUUUUGUGUAUGGGGCAGGGUCAGAUGGGUAUGUGAUAGGGUGGGGGCAAAACAGUCAUAAUAAUAGUAAUAAGAAGAGGGUGGUUUGUGAGGUGAAGGCACAUGAAAUGUCUGUUUUGUCCCUGUGUGUCAUGGGGGGGUUCCUGUGCAGUGGCUCAGCUGAUAGGAGCAUUGGGAUAUGGAAGGUGGGAGGGGAUGGAGGGCUUUUUAGGGUAGGAAUUAUUAAGGGACAUGAAGGGGGUGUUAGAUGUUUGCAGGCCUCCCCUGUUUGUGUUGGGGGUGGCUUUAUGCUGUACAGUGGGAGUCUUGAUAGGACCCUUAGGGUAUGGUGGGUCCCAAACUACUGCCCUUCUGGAGGGUCUACGCAGAAAGUUUGUGUGAGUCAAAGUGUUGACUCCCACAAUCCCAUACAGAAGAAGAACUACUGUCCUUGGAAGAUUUUUGAUGCUGUGGAGAGUACAUAAUUGUGGUUUCAUAUGUAUUGCAUGUGCUCACAUUUGUUUGUUUUUUUACUCGUGUGUUGAUUUUUUUUAUUCUUGGUUUUUUUUUCAUGAUUUGUUUUGUACCUAAUGCAUUGUAACUUGUACCUAAGUGAUUUUGACAUUAAGGAAUGUCUUGUUCUUUGUUAUCUCUUCCUUCAAAAGUACUCCCUUCGUCUUAAAAAGAAUGGGACGGUUUGACUUUUUGGAAAAUUAAGGGAGAGAUAUUUU